Molecule: messenger RNA, 555 nt
Organism: Opisthorchis viverrini
Lineage: Eukaryota; Metazoa; Platyhelminthes; Trematoda; Opisthorchiida; Opisthorchiidae
Exons: 3
Source: RefSeq, a predicted model, not a curated record
AUGCCAGCCACAGCUCCGGCCUUUGCGUCAAGAAGCGCAUUUUCCUUCAUGUCUGUAAAUAUAUCCAAAACAACACGUUCUGGUCUAACAAGGCGAAAACAGCAGCAACUACAAAUAAGGUCAUGCUUGAUAAUGCGACCAGCUACUUUACAACUGCUUUUGGCAGCUUCAUCCUAUUUACUGAGUUCCGGUUCAAGCGUUCCCGCCUACGGAAGCAUACACGUAAAGUGCAUCCCAUCAGUGACUAUUGUAAUGGAUCGCAAAACAACGGCUCUUAAAGGGAAUUUCAGUCAAAUGCGACCAGCAAUCAAAAUCGAAACACUGGCAGGAAAGCGAGCUGUUGAUCCAGAGACCUAUUUGUUCGACUCGGACUCUUCAAAUGGACCUUGCUGCCGAAUUACCCGUAGACGACAAACUUCGGAUUUAGUAAGGGGUGCAGUCAAAAAGUUAACCUAUGUCAAUGCUAAAGCAAGUGCUAUGGAAGCAGUGUUGUUUUCGAAAGAGGAUGAGAAAUUCAUGGAGCGAGUAGAAAAUGCAAUGAAGCUAGCAAGGAUG